UGGAGAAGAGGGCGGAUGACAGCCGGGACCGUGGUCAUCACAGGUGGAAUAUUAGCGACUGUCAUUUUACUUUGUAUCAUCGCCGUCCUCUGCUACUGUAGGCUACAGUACUACUGCUGCAAGAAGGAUGAGUCCGAGGAGGACGAGGAGGAGCCCGAUUUCGCCGUGCACUCCCACAUCCCUCCGCUCCACUGCAACCGCAACGUAGUGCUGACCAACGGCCCGUCCCUCUACCCCUCGUCGCCCUUCACCAAGAAGGCGUCUGCCAACCGGUCCAGCUGCCCCAGCUGCACCCCCUACGAGCCCCCCACCUUCUUCCUGCAGGAGCCCCCCGAGGAGCUGCACAACGGAGGCGACCGGGUGAGCUACAAAACGGUGAGCCAAGAAGAUCUCGAUCUGCCGGCGAGCGUGGGCAAC
Molecule: messenger RNA, 417 nt
Organism: Apaloderma vittatum (bar-tailed trogon)
Lineage: Eukaryota; Metazoa; Chordata; Aves; Trogoniformes; Trogonidae
Gene: FAM163B
Product: family with sequence similarity 163, member B
Exons: 2
Source: RefSeq, a predicted model, not a curated record